Molecule: messenger RNA, 4527 nt
Organism: Aspergillus heteromorphus CBS 117.55
Lineage: Eukaryota; Fungi; Ascomycota; Eurotiomycetes; Eurotiales; Aspergillaceae
Product: PE repeat family protein
Exons: 2
Coding region: 308-4156 (1282 amino acids)
Biological process (GO): negative regulation of protein sumoylation
Molecular function (GO): calcium ion binding
Source: RefSeq, a predicted model, not a curated record
CUAUUUUCUUUGGGUUCUUUUCGCGAUUCGCCCUCCCCCUGUCUUCUACGCCCUGUCUAGAACCUGACAGGCAUAUGUCAUAAUUCUGCACCGGAUUUAUAUUCGCCUGUCACACCCACCUCGAAACCGGUCAUCAGAUUCCACGAAAAACGCCACUGAUCCGAUGCCAUGGGUAAGAAUAAGAAGGGAGGCAAGAAGAAGAACAGCAAUAAUAAGCAACGACUCCCGGUAAACGACAAUCAAUCCUCCAAAGAGCACAUCUCCUCUCCUGAUCCGGCCCCGGAAGGCGCGGUGGAUGUCGGAGAAGAUGGACCAACUACCGACCCAGUAUGCACAACUUCCCAAAUUUGAGUACCAGACUUUCGAGCGUCAUUAUCAGACCUUCGACCGUCAAACUUUUAAAUUUUCAUAUUACCCUGUCAAUCCUUCAUCUUCAUCUGCGGAUCAUCUGACGCCGCCUAAGGAUCAGGACAACAACAACCCCGUCGAGCCACAGACAGACCCUGCCCCCGAGAGUGCUCCGGAAGAUGGAUCAAGUAGUACCCCUGCUGACAGUACAUCGUCUCCUGAGACUGAAGACACAUCCGAAGCCACAACACCGCCAGCGGACGAGGGUGAAGAAGCCCCCAACGAUACGGGACCAAAGGAGGAAGGCGAGAGUCCUGCUCCAGAAGCAGAGGUGUCCGCACCCGCACCCGAGGAUGGCGCUCCAAGUGACCAACCUGCGGAAGACGCGGCUCCAGACGUAGAGCCGGAACAGGCCGAAGAAGCCGCCCCGGCAGAUGCAGGUGUCACGCCACCGGAGGAGAACAAUGAAACCCCCACCGAUGGUACGCCUACAAUCUUUGAUAGUUCCCAAAGUCAGCUGACCUUACACUCCGAGGACGACUUUCCAGAGUGCGAUCCUACAGCAGAACAAGACCAAGUCGAAGCCGAAAAGGAAGAAGCCACGAAGCAAGAGGCCGCGGACGCCGCGCCGGAAGACGAACCGCCAGCAGUGACCGAAGACCUCAUUGAUAUCGACGGCGACAAUGCCGAGCCCGACGCCGCAGCAGAGCCUCCGGCCGAAAAUCAGGAAGAGGGUGACGCGCCUCCGAAUGGCGAUGAUGCCUCAAAUUCCGACGACGCGGGUGCGGAUGGAAGCGGUGAUGCGGGUGCAGAAGAGCCAGCUGCGGGCCCAGAGCCUGAAGCUGAAGCCGAACCCGAAACUACAGAAACUGCGGACGAGACACCCGUAGAAGAAAGUGCGCCAGAACCGGUCGAAGAGUCAGCUGCAGAGCCUCAACCUGACAGUGAGCCAGCUGCUGCAGAAGAAGAAGAAGCAGCCGACGUCGCCGAAGAGGCUUCGCCCGAAGAGGCUACACAGCCUGAAGCAGCCGAAGAAGCUACAGAGGAUGCACCUGCUGAAAUUCCUGCCGAGGAAUCUGCGCCCGUGGACGAACCCGCAGGUGAGAGCGCCGACGCAGACACUCCAGCUGGAGAGGCUGCUGCCGACGAACCCGCGGGUGAGCCUGAGGCAGAAGCCCCAGCUGCCGAUGAGGAACCCGAGGCAGCAGAGGCAGCAGAGGCAGCAGAGGCACCUAGUGAAGAAACGCCGGCUGAGGAAGGUGCGGAUGCGACUGAUGAAACACCUGCUACGGAGCAAACUACGACUGAGGAGCCAGCUGUAGAGGAACCGCCAACCGAGGAAGCUCCGGACGCAGAACCUGCAGUGGAAGAAGCUGCUCCUGAGGAAGCUGCCCCUGAGGCUGAAGCACCCGCAGAAGAAACGCCUGCCGAAGAAGUACCUGCCGAAGAAGCACCUGCCGAAGAAGCACCUGCCGAAGAAGUACCUGCCGAAGAAGCACCUGCCGAAGAAAUUCCUGCAGAAGAAGUGCCCGCAGAAGAAACUCCUGCAGAAGAAGCACCUGCUGAGGAAGAGCCUUCUCCUGAGGAACCAGCUACUGAAGCUGCACCUGAAGAGCCUGCCCCUGCUGAGGAGCCUGCUAAGGAGCCUGCAGCUGAAGAGGCUAUUGAGGAACCUGUUGAAGAAACGCAUGAAGAAGCUCCGGCCGCUGAAGAUCCUGAGCCAGCUGAGGCUCCACCAGAGGAACCAGCUGCGGAAGAGCCUGCCGCCGAAGAGCCCGCCGCCGAAGAGCCCGCCGCCGAAGAGCCCGCCGCCGAGGAAUCAGCACCUGUCGAAGAGCCAGCUCCCGAAGAGGCGGCUCCCGAAGAAGCUGCCCCCGAAGAAGAUGCAACUCCUGAAGAAGUGACUCCGGCCGAGGACCAUGCACCAGUUGAAGAACCUGCACCAGUUGAAGAACCUGCACCAGUCGAAGAACCUGCACCAGUCGAAGAACCUGCACCAGUCGAAGAGGUUGCUCCUGUUGAGGAAGCAAUUCCCGAGGAAGAACCUGCGCCGGCCGAAGAGCCUGCUCCUGCGGAAGAACCAGCACCGGAAGACGAGCCAACGCCCGCUGAGGAGCCCGCCGCUGCUGAGGAACCUGCCCCUGAGGAAAAGCCGGCUAAGGAGGCUGCUCCUGAGGAAGAAGCUGCGCCAGUCGAGCCAGCUCCAGCGGAAGAGCCUGCAGUCGAGGAACCCGCUCCCGAAGAGCCAGCUGCUGUUGAGGAAGCUCCCGCUGAAGACGAACCUGCGCCCGCCGAAGAGCCCGCUCCGGAAGACGAACCUGCACCCGCUGAGGAAGCCGCGCCUGUCGAAGAACCAGUUACUAUUGAGGAACCUACGGAAGAACCUACGGAAGAACCUGCGGAGGAACCUGCGGAGGAACCUGCUCCAGCAGAUGAACCAACACCCACCGAAGAGCCCGCCCCUACCGAAGAACCAGCUGCUGCUGAGGAGCCUGCUGAGGAGCCUGCUGAGGAGCCUGCUGAGGAACCUGCUCCAGUCGAAGAGGCUACACCUGCGGAAGAACCAGCACCCGCUGAGGAACCUGCUCCGGCUGAGGAACCUGCUGUCGAGGAACCCGCACCGAUCGAGGAGCCUGCAGCGGAAGAACCGGUCGUUGAAAGGGAAGUUUACGAAGAUGACCCGAGCGCAGAGCCCGCGGAUGAUGAACCAGACACUACUCGUUCCUUCAAGGAUGAAGUCGUAGCUGGAGCCGCCGCCGGGGCUAUUGCAGGGGGCGCCGCUGCAGUAAUGCAGCCAUCUUCCUCCCGCAGAAGACACAGAAAAUCCCCCGAUGUCGAAUACGAGCGCAAAGAGUCAAGAAGCUCUUCCGAUGGAUACCGAUCAAUGCAACGACAGAAGAGUGAACGCGCCGGCAUUACCGGCCGAUGGGCUGAAGCACUCAAGGAAUCCAGGAGAUUACAUGGAGAGAAACAGAAGCAAAAGGUGGUUGUUGUCGACAAAGAGCGCCGUUCGUCAGAGCGAGACAGGGAUCGCGAUCGGGAUCGUGACCAGGACCGCAAUCGCGACCGUGAUCGUGACCGCCCUCGAGACCGUGAUCGUGAUCGUGACCGAGACCGUUACCGCGAUCGUGACCAGGGCCGCGAUCGGGAUCGUGGCCGCGAUGAACGGGAUCGCGAUCGCGAUCGUGAACGUCCGCGACGCUCCGAGCGAUCUGGAAAAUCCGGGAACUCAGAGCACUCCGAGCGUUCGACGAGCGGCAAGGAGAGCGCACCAACUCGAUCGUCCAGACAACGCUCUGACCACUCAGGCAGCCAGGAAGGCGAACAAAAAAGCAGCUCCUCGUCGCGCCCCAGCGUGCAGGCAACCGCGCCCAAGCCUCGCUCUUUCUUUAAAUACGUGACCGAAGGGCAGUCUGACACCAACGGACCUCUCCUGAAGAUUAACGGGGCCAGAGCCGCUGCCAACGUCUACGACCGUCCAAGAAGGCCCUCCCAUCAAGGCCACCGCUCGUCGCAAGAGGGCAAGAGCACCAGUGACCGCUCCGGUGGAUCGGGAUCGCGUCCCGACGACGAUGCGGAAGCCCGUGCUCGGCGUGAAGCUCGCAGAGAGCUUCGCAAGAAAGCCGAACAGGAGGAAGCAAGGGCCAAGAAAGAGGCAAGAGCGAGGGAGCAGGAGGCCGAACAGCGCCGCUCCCAUCGCAGCGGAGAACAUCGCCAUCGUCAUCAUCGACGUCGUGAGCCGUCGCCUCCUCCGAGCGGAGUCUCCAAAUUGAAAGAUUUCUUCAAGGCGGCUGUUGCUGCGCACUGAGUGCUCUUUCCUUUCCCCCUUAGUCUCGGACGUCUACAAUCCAUCUACCUACCCAUUCAUUUCCUUUGUUGGAAAACCCCCUUUCUUUCCCCUUCGACAUGACAUAUUACUUACUUCUUUGUACUUGUCCCUACUUUCCCCUAUAUUUAUCAGUGUUUUGCCUGUUCAUUGCACAGGGUUCAAUUGAUGCAUCAGCGGUUGGGGCAUUCGUGGUUACUUGUCAUGCAUUUUAGCCCUUUCAGUUAUACUGUUGUGUAUCUUAACGUUGGACUGUAUGUUGCAAAUGAUGAUUAUGACCUUCUUCUUGAUAAGUGGAUAUUCUGUAAUCUUCUUUCCUAAACGUAUGUGCUUGCGUUCUGAUUGUGCGCGCC